Stylonychia lemnae is the source of this 786-nucleotide messenger RNA. Lineage: Eukaryota; Ciliophora; Spirotrichea; Sporadotrichida; Oxytrichidae. The record is from the annotation of a GenBank genome assembly.
AUGAAUAAAGAUCAGCAAGAAGGUUUGAGAAAAGCCUCAUAGAUAGCAGCCAAGACUUUGAAAACUGCACUAGAUAAUACUAAGAUUGGCAUGAGUUUAGAUGAUGUGGAUGAAAUUGUGCAUGAGAGUAUUUUAUCUAUGGGAGCAUACCCAAGUGCUAUAGACUAUAUGCAUUUCCCUAAGAGUGUUUGUACCUCAGUGAAUGAAGUAGUGGCACACGGAAUACCAAACGACUAUGUGUUGAAGGAUGGUGAUUAUUUAAACAUUGAUGUGGUAUGCUAUUUUGAUGGCCAUCAUGGGGAUAACAGUGGCAUGGUGAUGCUAGGUAAUGUGCACCCAGAUAUUUAAAAACUUAGUUAAGUGACUAGAGAGUCAAUGUACGCUGCAAUUGAGAUUGUCAAGCCAGGUGCUACUUUUGACUAGAUUGGCAAAACCAUCGAAGAGUAUGCUGAUAAGUAUGGUUAUGCAGUAAAUGCAGAAUUUGGAGGGCAUGGAAUAGCUCAUCAUAUGCAUAUGCCACCUAUGGUAUAUCACAAUAAAACUAGAAGCUCCUCAAAGCAAGUAAUGAAACCAGGAAUGGCAUUCACCAUUGAGCCAAUUUUGAUGAUGAAAAAGAACUUUAAUUAUGUUUAAUGGAGAGAUAACUGGACUAUUUCGACUAAUGGAGUGCCUUCAUGUCAGUGGGAGCAUAUUAUUUUGGUCACUGAGGAAGGACACGAGAUUUUAACUAUUAGAGAAGGCGAGACUAAUCCAUUAGAUGCCAAGAGAGCUGCAGGCUAACUUUGA